Molecule: messenger RNA, 1464 nt
Organism: Trypanosoma brucei brucei TREU927
Lineage: Eukaryota; Euglenozoa; Kinetoplastea; Trypanosomatida; Trypanosomatidae
Product: protein kinase, putative
Exons: 1
Coding region: 1-1464 (487 amino acids)
Biological process (GO): protein phosphorylation
Cellular component (GO): nucleus
Molecular function (GO): ATP binding; cyclin-dependent protein serine/threonine kinase activity
Source: RefSeq, a predicted model, not a curated record
AUGGAAGACUACGAAACCGUGGCCGCCGUCGGUGAGGGGACGUAUGGCAUUGUCUACAAAUGCCGAUGUAAAAAGAGCGGUCGAGUUGUAGCAAUCAAAUGUUUUAAGAGAAAGAGGGAUUGUGUGUUUUCUCGCCGCGUUAUACUACGGGAGCUUCGGGCACUGAAACUGCUGGUAGGACAGCCGGGUGUUGUGCAACUUCUGCGAGAUUUUCAUACCGGUGGGCAGCUAUGCCUUGUUAUGGAGUAUUAUGAGCACAACUUGUUGGAUAUCAUCCGGCGCAAUCCGCAUGGGGUCCCACGCCCACAACUUAAGCAGAUUCUCUUCACACUCCUUGUUGGUGUGCGUUCGUGCCAUCACCACGGAGUUGUACACAGGGACUUGAAGCCGGAGAACAUACUUGUGUACCAAGGAAGGGUAUCAUUUGUGUGUGAUUUGGGGUCCUCAAGAAUUCUGCGUCAGCCAGGAACCUUAGUUAAAACAACAAGUGGGGGGCUUCUCCGUACUCCUACGGAUCAACCAGGGCCACUAACGGGGAACGUCGCUACACGCUGGUAUUGCAGCCCAGAGAUGCUUAUUGGAUUGCCACAUUAUAACUUCACCUCAGACAUGUGGGCCGUGGGUGCUGUCAUGGCCGAAUUAGCUCGCGGGAUGCCCCUUCUUCCGGGUAAAUCGCGUUUCGAUCAGCUCAGCCUCAUAAAUCAGCGUGUAGGGGACUUAGCAGAACUGGGGGAGUAUUCAAAGUUUUCUCCCUUUAUUGCAACCGCAGUUAAGGGCCGCGAAAGCAAUAGCAUCGCAGGUGACUUUCUGACGCGGGUGUACCGGAGCGUGUUGGGUGUUGACGGUAUGAAUCUCCUGCGGGAACUGUUGUCAGUUGACUACAGGAAGCGCUUGACUGUAGACAAGGCCCUCGCUCACCCUUUCUUCAAGAUGUAUGUGGUACCCGGUGUAUCGUUGCCACUCAGCUUUUAUGGUACGUCAACACUCCGCCGGUCAAAGACUGUGGAGGAACUAAGUGGGCUAGCCGUCGACAAGGGACCAGGUGCAGGUGAUUGUGACAAAUGGUUUGGACUUGGUCUGGGGAAACCCGUGCCGGUAGCCGAGAUUGAACCGCUUAACAUGCUGAGUCCUGUGAAACCAAGGACUGUAGAGGUUCUCGAUCACCAUAGCCCCGUAAGAAAGCACUGCGUGAAUCCUACCAAGCGCAGUAGUUGCGCAGCUAAUGACCCCACUGACGAGUGUGAGCCACACUCACGGCAGGGUAGCGUCUCCAACAACAAGCGGCGCACAUUUAGUAAGAGGCCUCUCUUGUCCCAACAGCGGUCGCUGCCUAAUAUAUCGUCAAGUUCAGUGGGGAAGGCCAUUGUCGCAAGGUUCCCGGAGCCACAACGCUCCAGUAUUGCGGAACCUCACUUAAAACUUCCUCGAGUCAAUGAAGGACAUUACAAUGGCUCGAAGCGGUGA